GAUUUGUGUUUGUUAUGAAUGAGGUGUAUGUGUAAUGACUGUAAUGUGUAUCUGUGAUUGGUUUCAAUCAUCGACUUUGAGGAAAAAAUUAUUUUAAUAUAUUUCAGUUUUUAAAAAAACUGGAAAUAGACAAGAUGAUUCCAGAUCCAGGGAAAGAGAAUGUGCUGUCUAAACGUAUGAACAAAAUACUAGAAUCGCGUAUAGAAAAUGAUCAAGAUACUAUAGAAGCCCUACGUGAACUUUCGACGUUUUAUAAGGAGAACACCCUCCAAGCCCGUCGAAAUCUUCGGAGUCAAAUAGAGAAACGAAAUUUGGAUAUUAAUGAGAAUUUUUUGUCUACAUUUAUGGAAGUGAAAGAAAGCUUCGACUGUGUUUAUAAUGAUAUAGUAGAGAUGAACCAGAGCCUACAGGAAAUGACUCAAAAGUUGCAAAAUGCCAAAUCUCAAACUAAAAAACUGUUACAAAAAACCAACUCUUUACAGGAACAAAAAGAGAAAAUUGAAGUUUGCCAAAAUAUCACAGGAGCUUUUAUAAAAAAAUUCCAGCUGCAGCCUGAUGAUUUGGCAGCACUUUAUGGAAAUAAAAAGCAUGGUGAUGCUUCAAUUACACCUGAUACCUUUAAAGCAUUAGACAAAGUGGGAAAAAUUCAUGAAGAUUGUAAAAUGCUCAUGCAAGUGGGUCUACAGACACUAGCGGUAGAUGUCAUGGAACAAAUGACUUUACAUGAAGAAGGAGCUUUAGAAGUUUUAUACAGGUGGACGCAAAACCAUUGCCGCAGCAUUGACAACCCCGAGUUUAACGAAAUCAUUGCUAAGGCUGUGUCAAGGCUGCAAAAUCGCACUGUACAUUUUAAAUAUAUUAUUCAAGAAUACUGUAUUUAUAGGAGAAGUUAUUUAAUUGAUGAAUUUCUAAAUGCUCUGACUAAAGGAGGACCUUCCGGGAAUCCUGCUCCAAUUGAAAUGAGAGCCCACGAUGCUCAAAUAUAUAUAACUGAUAUGCUAGUAUGGAUUAAUAGAGCGCUUCCGGUAGAGAAACAAAAUCUACAAAUGCUCCUGAAGUUUUGUACAUGUGAAGGAUUAGACAACCUAUUAAACGAAGCGCUAGCCAAUAUUUGCGAGGGAGUUUGUCAACCUUUAAAAAUCAGAGUAGAAAAAAUUUUAGGAGUACCAAAUCAAGCUACCAUCCUAUAUUCAAUAGUCAAUAUGUUAAGAUACUACAAAAAAUGCAUUAACAAACUUGUAAAUCAAGGUCAACUGGAAGAAACGCUAUCAGACUUGUUACUAAAAAGUGAAAAAAGCUUUUUAGAUUCUUUAAAACAACAGAUAAACAGUUUAUUAGUGAGAGUAGAGUCUCCGCCAAGAGAUCUUAGCCCAACUACCGCCAUUACACACCUGUUAAACAUUUUAAGAGACAUGUUGUCUACAGCAAGUAUGAGUGAAGGAAGGGAAAUAGAUAUGGUAAAAAUAGCAGGUACGAUCUUAGAACCUUUAUUAAGGGCAGUAAAUGAACAGGCUUCCCGUCUGCCUCCAACUGACAUGGCAGUUUAUCUCUUAAAUUGCAUGUACUCGAUGUCUACAUGCCUUAGUAUGUUCGAAUUUAUGGAAGAGCAGCUAGAAAGGCUCCAAGCACAAUCAGAUGCCCAGAUAGAUACCCUAACAUCAGAACAAGCAAGUUCCCUGGUGGCUAACCUAAGUUUAGGUCCUAUUUAUACUAUUCUACAAGACCAUUCUGAAGGACCAUUAUCUGGUGUGCCUGGUAUGGAACCAUCUAAUCUUCGAAAUUUUCUUUUAAAAUUAGAUAACUUAGCUGUGCAACCGGAUUCCAUACUAUUGCCACAAAUAAAUCUUUUACUUUCAUCAAAACAUAAAAAAACUGUCCAAAAGAGGUCUUUCGGUUUACUUUUGGCUAUUUACCAACAAAUGUAUGAUGCUGUACAAAAACCAGAAAAUAAAUAUGAAAAUCCUACUGAAAUAUUAAGUAAAACACCAGAAGAGUUAAAUAAAUUGUUCGAAUGAUUUUUUAAAUUAGUAUUUUUACUAGAUGAGAGUGUUAAAAUUAUGCUUAUACAUAUUUAUUAUAAUUAAUGUAAUAUAUUGUUUAAUUUUGGG
Messenger RNA from Anthonomus grandis grandis, 2108 nucleotides. RefSeq names its product conserved oligomeric Golgi complex subunit 6 (gene Cog6). The transcript is spliced from 9 exons. Gene Ontology annotation, biological process: intra-Golgi vesicle-mediated transport. NCBI's taxonomy places the organism in Eukaryota, Metazoa, Arthropoda, Insecta, Coleoptera, Curculionidae. Gene Ontology annotation, cellular component: COG complex. The record is from RefSeq and is a predicted model, not a curated record. The coding region runs from base 135 to 2015 and encodes 626 amino acids.